Molecule: messenger RNA, 497 nt
Organism: Nicotiana tabacum (common tobacco)
Lineage: Eukaryota; Viridiplantae; Streptophyta; Magnoliopsida; Solanales; Solanaceae
Source: RefSeq, a predicted model, not a curated record
UUCUCACCGCUUCCUUUUCUCAAGUUUUCUUCUAUAUCGAAGAAAAUAUGGGUGUGAAAGGGAAGUUGAUUGCUUCAGUAGAGGUGAAGUGUGGAGGACACCUGAUUCAUGACAUUUUUCAUACCAAUACUCAUCAUAUAUCCAACAUAAGUCCUGGUAAGGUUCACAAAUUUGAUAUUGAUGAAGGUGAAACCGUAAAAGUUGGUUCGAUUGUUAGCUGGAAAUAUAAUGACGAUGGAAACGAUAAGAUAUGUAAGCAGGUGAUUGAAGCUGUGGAUCAUCAGAAUAAAUCAAUCACUUGGAAAGUGAUUGGAGGAGAUCUGUUAGAGUUGUACAAUUCCUUCACUAUGAUCUCAUCCCAUGACCAUCAAUGGACUACAUGGACAUUUGUGUACGAGAAGAAAACUGAAAACACUCCAGAACCUCUCGUUUUCUUGGGUUAUGCCCUACAUGUCACCAGAGAUAUAGAGGGUCACCUUCUCAAGUAAUAAUAUAUA